Messenger RNA from Dromaius novaehollandiae (emu), 1316 nucleotides. RefSeq names its product ALG2 alpha-1,3/1,6-mannosyltransferase (gene ALG2). Gene Ontology annotation, molecular function: alpha-1,3-mannosyltransferase activity; GDP-Man:Man(1)GlcNAc(2)-PP-Dol alpha-1,3-mannosyltransferase activity. The transcript is spliced from 2 exons. Bases 62 to 1291 code for a protein of 409 amino acids. Gene Ontology annotation, cellular component: endomembrane system. The record is from RefSeq and is a predicted model, not a curated record. NCBI's taxonomy places the organism in Eukaryota, Metazoa, Chordata, Aves, Casuariiformes, Dromaiidae.
UGCGCGUGCGCGCUGCCGCCGGCUGCGUGGCGUGGAGGGGGGCGGGCCCCUGGCAGCAGCCAUGGCGGCGGCGGCGGCAGGGCAGGGCCCAUCUGUGCUGUUCCUGCACCCGGACCUGGGACUGGGCGGGGCGGAGCGGCUGGUGGUGGACGCAGCGCUGGCGCUGCAGGCUCGCGGCUGCCGCGUGCAGAUCUGGACGGCGCACUUCGACGCAGCGCGCUGCUUCGCGGAGGCGCGCGGGCUGGUGGUGCGGCGCGCCGGCGGCUGGCUGCCGCGCAGUCUGUGGGGCCGCGGGCACGCGCUCUGCGCCGCCCUCCGCAUGGCCUUCGUGGCGCUCUACGUCCUGCUGCUCAGCGGCGAGGAGGUGGACGCCUUCGUCUGCGACCAGGUGUCUGCUUGCAUUCCCAUACUUAGACUGGCCAGAACUCAUAAGAAGGUUUUGUUUUACUGUCACUUCCCUGAUCAGCUUCUGACAAAGAGAGAAUCUCUCCUGAAGCGCAUCUACCGAAUUCCACUUGACUGGCUGGAAGAAUACACAACUGGCAUGGCAGACUGCAUCAUUGUCAACAGCAAAUUCACCGCCAGUGUGUUCAAGGACACAUUUAAGUCCUUAUCUCACAUAAACCCAGAGGUCCUCUACCCAUCACUCAGCACCAGCAGCUUUGAAACAAUAGUUCCUGCAGACAUAGCUGCCCUGAUACCUAAAAAGAAAAAGUUCUUGUUUCUUUCCAUUAAUAGAUAUGAGAGAAAAAAGAAUCUAGCAUUGGCCCUGGAAGCUUUGCAUGAUCUUCGUGGAAGACUUGAUUCUCAUGAGUGGAAUGAAGUUCACCUGGUUAUGGCAGGCGGCUAUGACAAAAGAGUUCUGGAAAACGUGGAGCACUAUGAAGAGCUGAGGAGUCUUGCGACCAAGCUUAGUAUUAACGACCAGGUGACUUUCCUGAGGUCGUUCUCAGAUGAACAGAAAAUCUCUCUUCUUAGUAACUCUAUAUGCGUGCUUUACACACCAAGUAAAGAACACUUUGGCAUUGUUCCUCUGGAGGCAAUGUAUAUGAGAUGUCCAGUUAUAGCAGUUAAUUCAGGUGGUCCUUUAGAAACAAUCUUGAAUAAUGUUACAGGAUUUUUGUGUGAUCCUCUGCCAAUGCAAUUCUCUGAGGCCAUGGAAAAAUUUGUGAGAGAUCCUCUCUUAAAAGACACAAUGGGAACAGCUGGGAGAGCUAGAGUUAUGGAAAAUUUUUCAUCAGAAGCAUUCACAGAACAGCUGUACCAAUACAUAAGCAGAUUAACAAAAUAAAACUAUAUUCCUGUAUUAUAUUUUA